AAGAGCGGCUUUUGCGGGGCCCCGAGCGGAUUCUGAGUCGUGGCGAGGGGGCAGCGCCGUGCACACCAAAGAAGAGGCGGCAGUGGCAGCAGCGGCGGCCCCAGCCAUGCUGUGCUAUGUGACGAGGCCGGACGCGGUGUUGAUGGAGGUGGAGGUGGAGACCAAAGCCAAUGGCGAGGACUGCCUCAACCAGGUGUGCAGGCGACUGGGAAUCAUUGAAGUUGACUAUUUUGGACUGCAGUUUACGGGUAGCAAAGGUGAAAGCUUAUGGCUGAAUCUGAGAAACCGGAUCUCCCAGCAGAUGGAUGGGUUAGCCCCUUACCGGCUUAAACUACGGGUCAAAUUCUUUGUGGAGCCUCAUCUCAUCUUACAGGAGCAGACGAGGCACAUCUUCUUCUUGCACAUAAAGGAGUCCCUCCUGGCCGGCCACCUCCAGUGUUCCCCAGAGCAGGCCGUGGAACUCAACGCCCUCCUGGCCCAGACCAAAUUUGGAGACUACAACCAGAACACGGCCAAGUACAACUAUGAGGAGCUGUGUGCCAAGGAACUCUCCAGCGCUGCCCUCAGCAGCAUCAUCGCGAAGCAUAAGGAGUUGGAGGGGACCAGCCAGGCAUCUGCGGAAUACCAGGUCUUACAGAUUGUGUCGGCCAUGGAGAACUACGGCAUAGAGUGGCACUCUGUGAGGGACAGCGAGGGGCAGAGACUCCUCAUCGGCGUCGGACCCGAGGGGAUCUCCGUCUGCAAAGACGACUUCAGCCCCAUUGAUAGGAUCGCUUACCCUGUGGUGCAGAUGGCCACCCAGUCGGGAAAGAACGUGUACUUGACAGUCACCAAGGAGUCGGGGAACAGCAUCGUGCUCCUGUUUAAGAUGAUCAGCACCAGGGCAGCCAGCGGGCUCUACCGAGCUGUCACCGAAACGCACGCCUUCUAUAGGUGCGACACGGUGACCAGUGCCGUCAUGAUGCAGUACAGCCGGGACCUAAAGGGCCACUUGGCCUCGCUGUUUCUGAACGAAAAUAUCAACCUUGGUAAGAAGUACGUCUUUGACAUCCGAAGAACAUCCAAGGAGGUCUAUGACCAUGCCCGGAGGGCCCUUUACAAUGCUGGUGUGGUGGACCUGGUCUCCAGGAGCGACCGCAGCCCCCCGAGCUCCCCGCUGAAGUCUGCCGACAGCAGCACAAACUGCAGCAGCUGCGAGGGCCUCAGCUGCCAGCAGACCCGGGCGCUGCAGGAGAAGCUGCGCAAGCUGAAGGAGGCACUGCUGUGCAUGGCGUGCUGCGAGGAGGAGAUCAACUCCACCUUCUGCCCCUGCGGCCACACUGUGUGCUGUGAGAGCUGCGCCAUCCAGCUGCAGUCCUGUCCGGUGUGCAGAUCGCACGUGGAACACGUUCAGCACGUCUACCUGCCAACCCACACCAGCCUCCUCAAUCUGGCUGUCAUCUAAUCCAGCGGGUGUUUCUCUGACAUCCCUGGUGCCACGAACUGUAUUAUGAACUGUACAAAUAAGAGAUGGUGGAGAGAAGUAUGCCGACACCCAUUUGCCAUGUGAAGUUUGUUUUAAAAAGGAAGGCAAGAAGAACACAGCGCCCCUCGCUGCAGAAACACCCCUCCCACCCCGUGUGGAAGCAAGCACGCUGGUGGGGGGGGGUGGCUGGGGGUGUAGGCCCCCGGCACCUGCCCAGGACUUCCUUUUGCUUUCCAUGCUGGAGGAAAGGAGUAGGCAAAGUCCUCUUCGAUGUCAGUUAAGUGGCACAGUCGCCAGCAAGUGAGACCAUUCAGGGGGUUGUGUCGUGAACGCUGCGUGGUGUAUCCCGCGGUCAGUUCCCUCACGCGCAGGGAAUAUGUGUAAGAAUGGGUUUUAAGAGUUUACCGGGUUCCUCUUCUGUGGUCAUGGAGCUCCGAACAUUUUUUAAUAGGAACCGUUUUCUCAAAGACCUCGCCGUCCUCUGAAUGCCAUUUCUGUUUUCUUGACUUGUCUGAGAAGGACGGGAAGGUGCACGGAUUCUGAAAACGGGCCCAGUGACCUUCGAGAAAGUUGGCGAGCAAGAGUGGUCAGAAUGAAACCAGACUGGCCAGCCCCAGACGGGGAACUCAGGUGGAUGGCUUGUGCUUCGCCUUUCCUCUCCCAGCCGCCCCCGGCCAACCUCUCCUUCGGUUCUGAAGUGCUGCCCACCGGGGUUGCGGUGGGGCAGCCAAGCACUCCCUGGAUAGCUUACUGUGCAAGUUGGAAGUGGGCAGGGGAGCCCCCACCACCACCACCCCC
This is a messenger RNA of Echinops telfairi (small Madagascar hedgehog), 2263 nucleotides long. RefSeq names its product myosin regulatory light chain interacting protein (gene MYLIP). The coding region runs from base 107 to 1444 and encodes 445 amino acids. Gene Ontology annotation, biological process: ubiquitin-dependent protein catabolic process. The record is from RefSeq and is a predicted model, not a curated record. The transcript is spliced from 7 exons. Gene Ontology annotation, molecular function: ubiquitin-protein transferase activity; cytoskeletal protein binding. NCBI's taxonomy places the organism in Eukaryota, Metazoa, Chordata, Mammalia, Afrosoricida, Tenrecidae. Gene Ontology annotation, cellular component: cytoskeleton.